This is a messenger RNA of Musa acuminata AAA Group (dessert banana), 1303 nucleotides long. RefSeq lists its product as uncharacterized. NCBI's taxonomy places the organism in Eukaryota, Viridiplantae, Streptophyta, Magnoliopsida, Zingiberales, Musaceae. Bases 1 to 1101 code for a protein of 366 amino acids. The record is from RefSeq and is a predicted model, not a curated record. The transcript is spliced from 7 exons.
AUGGAGAUGGACAGCUCAAGCAAGGCGGCGGCGCUGGAACUCUUCGAUGUCGGGCCGUGCGAAGAGCCCUUCCGGUUGGGUUAUCUCGUAGGGCGGAAGUUCUCGAGCAUGAUCCAGAGCAGGGCCGCCGCGGACCUCGUCCUUCAGCGGCAGCUUCUCCCGUUUGCUCGAACCCCGCAGGCGGAGCCACUGAUACAAGCCAUCUGCAGCGCCAACAGGCAGCGGUUUCCGGCGCACUGGGAGGAACUGCUGGGAACUGCCGAAGGCAGCGGCGUGCCUGUUCUUCAUAUAAUACUACUGAACUUUCGGAAGGAGAUCCUCCCCUUCAUUCCAAAGGAGGAGACCACUCCACAAAAGGAAGCUGCUGCUGAUGACGACGACGACGACUGCUCGGAUGUUCUUGUGGUAAACGACUCCAUGGCCAUCGCUGCACACAAUGAAGACGCAAACACAGCUUUACUUGGCCACACCUACCUGGUGAGGGCAAGACUGCCGAAUGGGGCGUCGUUCACAGCAUACACUUACGCAGGCGAGCUACCCAGCUGUGCGUUUGGCUUCAACAGCAAUGGCAUUGCAUUCACGCUGAAUUCAGUGCCUCCAAGACUGGAAGAGAUAAUUGCCGGCGGUAUCGGCCGGAAUCUUAUAUCCCGAGAUUUGCUAGAAGCUACAAGCCUUGAAGAUUCCCUGGAUAGAAUCUGUUCAUGCAACACUGCAGUCGGACACAGCUACAAUUUGGUAGAUGUAAUCAGUCGAAGAAUACUGAAUGUUGAAACAGCAUCAAAGAACCGCUUCUCGAUUCAUGAAGUUGGAAAGACACCGUUCUUCCACGCAAACAUGUAUCUCCACCUCCAAGUAGAGCAGGUACAAGAUGAGAACUCUAUCAGCAGGCAGAGAAGAGCAGCCCAACUCUCAGCUGAGUCAAAAUCAGCAGUUCUUUCGAUCCUGGGGGAUUCUGCAGAUGAGAAAUAUCCGAUCUACAUGACAGGUCCAACAUUGUACACUCUAUGCACUGCUUUGAUUGAUGUAGAUGAGAGAACAGUUUCCAUCUUGCAGUGCAACCCAAAGAAAGGAGAUGUCUCCUACAUGCUUCCGAUAUGCUGAACGAAAAGCUCAAAAGCCACUGCAGCAGACGUUGAGUCGAGCAUUUACAUGGUGCUGAGAUCUUCAUAUACCAUUUUUUUGAAACAAAGCUUAGAUUGUGUUUAGAACAGCAUAUUUUGUUCUCACUGAAAUGCCUUAAAACAGAGCUGAUUACUUGCACAACAACAUUUAUCGUCAUUGGUCGAUCCUCCAGUGCGAUAUA